GGGCGGUGGGGUGGGCGUGGCACCUCCAGAGAGCUUUUUGCGGCCUAGUCGGCUGGUGAUCGAGCCUGGAACGGGAUGGGCGGCGGAGGCAGCGCCCCGAGGAGGGUCACCUUCGAGGCGGACGAGAAUGAGAACAUCACGGUGGUCAAGGGCGUCCGGCUGUCUGAAAAUGUUAUAGAGCGCAUGAAGGAGCCUUCCUCUCCUGGUGGAAGAUCCCAGCAGAAAGCAGGGUCCAGUGGCCGUGGUUCGGUUGGAGGUACAUCAGUGAAUGAAGAAGAUCUAAAGAAAAGAAUAGCUGAAGAGUUGGCAUUAGAACAAGCCAGGAGAGAUGCUGAAGCUCAUAAAAGAUUGAAACAAGAUCAAAUGCAUGUGCGAGAUGAAAUUGGGAAAGUUCUCGAGCGUGAGAGGACUGCCUCAAAUGAGCAAUUGGCCAGAGCCAUUCUGAGAGAGAGAGCUGCAACUGAAGAAGAACGUGUGAAGGCACAGCUCCUGGAGUUGGAAAUUAAGGCCAAGCAGCUGGAAGAGAAAGACAGAGAGUUGAAGAAGCAUGAUGCUUACUACAAAGAGCAGCUGGCUCGACUGGAAGAGAGGAGUGCACAGUUCUACAAAGUCACCACUGAGCAGUACCAAAAAGCUGUUGAUGAGGUAGAAGCCAAAUUCAAGCGAUAUAAGUCAACCCCAGUGUGUGCGGACCUGCAGAGCAAAAUCUUCCAGUGCUAUCAGGAGAAUUCCCAGCAGACGCUCAGCUGCUCAGCCCUGGCCAGCGAAUACUUCAAGUGUGUCAACCAUGCCAAGCAGAGCAUGGCUGGCCGUGGAGGAUAAAGGCCCCUUUACAUCAAGCGUCAAUCCAUCAACUCCAAUUCCAGCAGCAGAACAGGGUGUUUCAUUCAAGAGCAACCUGGCAGCCCAUUUACAGGGCAGACGGAAAGAGCAAGCAAAUCCAGAAGGGCCAAAUUGAGAUUGUAGACAUUUCGACUCAAUCAGCGUGGCCAAGACCCGUAUCUUAUUACAGUAGAAAUUGCACAUCCAAAGGCAGCCAGUAAAAUUCACUUCCCAAUGAUUGAAAGAAGGCAAAGCCCAGAACUUCCACUGACCUCAAGUGAGGAGAAAAUACUUGCCUCUGAUUCUGAUGAUUUCUGCACUGCCAGUCACUUCUGUGGGUUCGUCUUGGCCGCCCGCUGUGUUCUUCCAAAUACUGUGUUUUCCUCUGCAUAAUCAUGAGUGUAGUUGGUUUAAUUUAUUGCCAGAAUUAUGUUGUGGAAGGGUCAUCUGUCUUCUCCCCACCCCCAACUUCUGCUGGAAUCAUGUUUCGCAAGCCUCUGCUGCAUGGGAGUUCCUUGAUUGCAAAUCAUAAUUGAAAUAGGGCAUUUGAUUACAUUGUAAUGAGAACCUGGGAUAGUGCUGAACUGUCCUCAAGCACUGACAAUGAUGUGCUCUCGGUAAGAGUAAUAAAAUACAUUUUAUGAAAAA
Messenger RNA from Anolis carolinensis (green anole), 1470 nucleotides. It is a transcript of the gene chchd3, whose product is annotated as coiled-coil-helix-coiled-coil-helix domain containing 3. Lineage: Eukaryota; Metazoa; Chordata; Lepidosauria; Squamata; Anolidae. The record is from RefSeq and is a predicted model, not a curated record. The transcript is spliced from 9 exons. Gene Ontology annotation, biological process: inner mitochondrial membrane organization. The coding region runs from base 76 to 822 and encodes 248 amino acids. Gene Ontology annotation, cellular component: mitochondrion; MICOS complex.